This is a messenger RNA of Linderina pennispora, 1986 nucleotides long. RefSeq names its product JmjC-domain-containing protein. Gene Ontology annotation, molecular function: histone H3K36 demethylase activity; histone H3K9 demethylase activity. Lineage: Eukaryota; Fungi; Kickxellomycota; Kickxellomycetes; Kickxellales; Kickxellaceae. The record is from RefSeq and is a predicted model, not a curated record. Gene Ontology annotation, biological process: chromatin remodeling. Gene Ontology annotation, cellular component: nucleus. Bases 1 to 1986 code for a protein of 661 amino acids. The transcript is spliced from 3 exons.
AUGACAGACCCCUUGUUUGCGCCCCAGCUGCGGUCGCAGCCCAUCGAGUACUACUUUUACCCGAACUCACAGGUGCCCGUUUUCUGCCCGACGAUGGAGCAGUUCGAGGACUUUGAAGGACUGGUGGCAGCGAUAGAGCCGUUGGCGCAGCGCGGCGGGGUGUGCAAGAUCAUUCCGCCGCGGGCCUGGCGGGAGCAGCUGGAGAGUAAGCGGUGGCGGGAGGUAUCAGAGGACGGGUUUCCGACGAUGCGCCCAUUGCAGCAGUAUUUUAACGGGAACAGCGGAACGUUCCACCAGUAUAAUGUGGAUUUCCACCGCAAGCUGCGGCUGGCGCAGUUUUUCCAAAAGUCGCAGGAGCAGGACUACCGGACUCCGGUGGUGAAGGUUGAGAGGAAGACACAGACCAUAGUGUAUGGGUCGGAAAGCGUGGGGAUUGCGGUGGACUAUGAGAAUGGCGAGGUGCAGCUGACAGAGGCGGCAGCUGCAGCGCUGCGGGCAGAGAUCCGGUCGGAGUCGGGACGGGCAAAGUACCGGGCGGCGCGGAGCCAAGCUAUGGAGGGCAGUGGACACGGGUUUACAAAAGACGGGCGGGCGCUGUUUGUCAGUGCGCGCGAGUACAUGGAGAAUGAGGAGCUGGAGCGCGUGUACUGGAAGAACCUGACGUUCAACCGGCCAUUGUACGGGGCGGACGUGCUGGGGACGCUGUUUCCGGAGCCUGCGCAGUUUCCGCACUGGAACGUGCGGGCAUUGCCAGGGCUUUUGCGGCGGAUGCGGCAGCGGGUGCCCGGGGUGAACGACCCGUAUCUGUACCUGGGGAUGUGGAAGGCAACGUUUGCGUGGCACGUGGAAGAUAUGGAUCUGUAUUCGAUCAACUACAUUCAUUUCGGAGCGCCCAAGGCGUGGUUUGCGGUGCCGAUUUCGGCGCACGGGCGGUUCGAGACCGCAAUGCAGGGCGUGUUUGCCAGCGAGUACCAAAAAUGCUCGCAGUUUCUUCGUCACAAGGCGUUCCUUCUGUCGCCACGGCUGUUGGCGCAGCAGGGGAUUCCGUGCAACAAGGUGGUGCAGCGGGCGGGCGAAAUCGUGCUGACGUUCCCAAUGGGCUACCAUGCCGGGUUCAACCACGGGUUCAACUGCGCUGAGAGCGUGAAUUUUGCCUUGCCGCGGUGGCUGGAGCUGGCGCGCGUGGCCAAGCACUGCCAGUGUGUCGGGGACUCGGUGACGAUUGACAUCCAGGAGUGGUUCCAGGAGGACGAGGAUGAUCGCAGGCUGAUCGACCGGAUCCGAACGAUUGGCGCAGGGUCUGAGAAGCCGCAGCAGAAACGGCCCAGGGGCCGGCCGCGGAAGCGAAAACCCGCGGAUUGCCACCAGGAGCAGCAGGUUUCCGACAAUAAGCGCGCCAAGAUCUCAGCAGUGGAUCCGGUGCGGCGGCUGGCGUCGCUGAACACUCCGGCAGGCGUGUGCGGCGCAUGCUUGCAGCCGAUCUCCGACGGAGCGCCGGUGGAGUGCCAGCAGUGUGGGCUGACGUUGCACGUGCCGUGCUCGGGGUUGCCAGAGGACGACGGGCGGUACCGGUGCACCAACUGCGUUCUGGACACAGACGAAGUGUCCUGUGCCCUGUGUGCAUACCAGAACGGCCUUUUACUGCCGGUGCGCCAGGGCAGCCAUGCGCAUUUCCUGUGUGCCAACUUUGUCCGCCAGACGUUCUUUGAAAUGCCCGCGGCUGGAGUGGUGACGCGAAGCGCCGCGCGCCAGCAGUCGGCUGUGGUGUGCGGCCUGGAGAACGUCCCUGCGAAUGUCUGGCAGAUGGACUGCGAGUUCUGCAAAGAGCGCGGGCUGCCCGCGUUUGGCGCGGUGGUGAAAUGUGCGCAGAAAAAGUGCCUGAGGGUGUUCCACCCCAUGUGUGCGGCUGUCAAUGACCUGAAGCUGCUGGACUGGAGCACAUGCCGCGUGUUCUGCCGCGCCCACAGGCCCGCGGAGAAACCAUAA